CGCUAAAGCAAGACUGUACUUGGGCGAGGUGUUAGACUCGGAAAUCAUUUUAUUCUGAAUCUGCAGUCAACAGAUAGUCAACGUGCGAAUUCUAAAGGAUAUAUAUAUAUAUAAAAUACACUUACAGUCGCAGUUAUUUAAUACGUCCUUAGCUAAUGUCCUAAUCGAAAAAAAAUUCCAUGUCCCCCUUAUUUAGAGAAGAAAAUAAAUGUGAUUUGUGGUUAAGCAGGUUGGGAUGGUCUUGGGCCGCUAUUCCUGCUCUGAACGAUGGGGGUCGCCAGUCCUUCAGCGCACACGAUUGUUUCAGUUACACCGUGAUGCUUGCAAGCUUAUACCUUUCCACCCGCCGGAGUAGAUUGAACGACUGUAAAACGGACGAGACCCUCCGCUACUUCCACUUACUUGCCAUCGAGCUUUUUCAAAAUGGCGGCGACUUCCUCCAUCCAGCCGCCGAGCGUGCAUGCGUUAAUGCAGGAAAAUGCACUGCUUCGAAACUCCGACAGCCCUGCCGAGAGUCGACAGGAUGAAUCCACGGCAUCCGAGGGACUUACCCUGCGAUCGCUGCACCAUCUACCGCCAGAGGAAAUCAACAGAAGGCUGGAAAAAACUCACAGGGAGCUAAGCAACAGGAGAAAAAUCUUGAUCAAGAACCUACCUCAAGACACAACUAGUCAGGAGGUCCAUGAUGUCUUGAGAUCAUAUGAGCUGAAGUACUGUUAUGUGGACAAAAACAAAGGAACAGCUUUCGUGACACUGCUGAACGGCGAACAGGCCCAGGACGCCAUCCGCUCCUUCCACCAGCGCAGCGUGCGCGGCCGCGAGCUCACCGUGCAGCUGCAGCCCACCGACGCGCUGCUCUGCAUCACCAACCUGCCGCACGCCUUCGGCGCUGCCCAGUUCGAGGAGCUGGUGCGCGCCCACGGCAACACGGAGCGCUGCUUCCUGGUGUACAGCGAGCGCACGGGCUACUCAAAGGGCUACGGCUUCGUGGAGUACAUGAAGAAGGACUCCGCGUCGCGGGCACGCUCCGAGCUGCUGGGCCGCCUGUUGGGCGACCGCGCCCUCAUGGUCCAGUGGGCCGACGUCAACCAAUUGACUGCCGCCCACCUGCACUCCAAGUGCCUCUGCGUGGACAAGCUGCCCCUGGACUGCUGCGACGCCGACAAGCUUGCCCAGAUCCUUGGCAAGCGCCAUAGCCCCGUCUUCUGCCAGCUGGCACAGGAUGAAGGCAGCUCCGUGAGGGGAUUCGCCGUGGUGGAGUAUGAGACUGCAGAGCAGGCCGAAGAUGUGCUGAUGGAGAUGGACCGGCAGCUGGUCGGGGGCCACGAGAUCCGCGUGUCCUUGUGCGCCCCCGGCACGUCCGGCCGGAGCACCCUGGCUGCUCUGAUAGCGGCGCAGGGCGUGAUGCCCAAUAGCAGGAGAGGUCUGCUUCCUGAGCCCAGCCCAGCCGCCCUGCAGGUUCUGCUCCGGCCGUACCUGACCGGGGUCAGACACACAGGGAAGUUCGCACAGCCACAAGGCCUGCCCUUUCUGCGGCCUCCGUUCACAUCAGCACUGGUCCAGUUGGGAAAGGUUCAGCAGAAUGCCUUGCUGGGGAACAGUCUGAUGCUACAGAAUCUGCUUCAGAUGCAGCUGGCCCAGCAGCAGCUGGUGCAGAUCAAAGAGAAGCCCGUCAGCAGUGUUGCCUCACAGGCCUCCGUUGCCAGCCUUCUGGGGGACCCCUCCAGAGCGCUGCUGCAGAAAGCCAUGGACCUGAUCUCCCCAGGCAAGGGCCUGCUGGGAGACUGUCCUAGCGACCCAUCUCAGGAUGCAGCACACGGCGCUGCCAAAUCCUCAAGUUGUGGUUCGGGGCUCGUGCACUACCCUCCCAGCAGGCAGAUGCUGGGCUUACCAGUCUGCAGUGAGCCCGACGGGCCCCUGACCACCGACAAGCCGCCUUCUGGCCCCGGGGCCACAAAGGCCAUGGCGUCAGCCCUACAGCACGCCCGCAGGAACUCCACAGCCCCCAAAGCCAACGAGAGCAGCACUGCCGGCCCGGCUCUGUCCGCCAACCAUACCUCGCUGCUGGGGGAACCUCCUAAGGAACUGAAGAUCCCCACCAACCCGUACCUGAACCUGGCCAGUGUACUGCCAGGCAUCAUCCUGCAAGCCCCCGCCAGCGGUAAAGCAGCGAGCGUAGCGCUUCAAGGCAAUGCGUUCGCUGGGGGGCUGGCACUAGCACCCAAACUUGCCCCGCCGCUCUCGACGGCCCUGUACGACACCCCCAUGGACUACAUGUCACAGUACGGUCCGCAGUACUCCCAGGAAGCCAUUCAGCAGUGGUACCAGAACUACCAAGCUCAGGCCUACAGUGGUGCCCCCCAGGACAGCGACUAUGGGAAGCCGCAGGAGAGGGAUGUCGGCACCACGUCGUACGGGGAUUAUGGUGCCUAUAUGCAGACCGUCAGUCAGUGCUACUCACACACACACAUGUCCGUGCAGGACUUCCCUCACAGGGACACCACCAAGGAGGCUGAUUUUUCCAAAACCUCCCUGACCAACACGCUGCAGUCUGUUGGUAACGGCGGUGCCCCGUACAGUGCUGUGCCCGUUAUGCCAGCCUACGGGGGCAUUCAGCACAUCGCUCCGGCGUCGGUCGCGUUAUCCCACUCGGCACAGGGUACCGCAGACUGGAGCCAGUACUACUAUAACCAGAGCCAGACACGGGCACUCAAGCGGGACUUUCCGACUCCGCAGGAAGGGCCUCCAGACAGGCCCCUUGUAGGACAGCCCCCCCGGACCUCGGGAUCUCUCUAUGCAGACCAGCACAAGAAGAAGAGGAUAUAGCCAAGCCUUCUGGUAGCUUGAGCCAUCCAAGUGCUGCCGGUACUCGCUUCCUCUGCUUACUCCAGGCCUUACUCAUGGUCUCCUCUUUACACGCAUUAACGUUUAAUAGUGUAUAACUGUACAAUGCUCUCUCUGUUUUUGUGAAUCUGCAGUCUUCCUGUGGGAUGUGUGUCAUGUCCUUUCCUCUCCCCAGGAAUGUUUUCAUUUUCUUCCUAAUGGGAAAUAAAAAGUCCCUAAUAAGAAUGUAACUUUUUUUUUUAUUAUUUAAUGUAAUUAUAAAGCACUGGUAUCCCUUGACAAUUUUCCGUCUUGGAUUAUAUUUGAACAAAAUCCUUUAAUGUGUUUCCUACAUAAUUAUGACGCCGUUGCUCUGCCGCAAGACUUGAUGAGCAUCGAGAAAGUCUGCUUCCGUUCGAAGCUGGUGUUCUAAGACCAAGAAAUAACAGGAUUGGUAACAUCUUCAGUGGGGACCUUCACAGGUAAUGGUUCCGUGGGGACUUCGGAGCUCUGUUUUCCCCAUAAACCUGCCUGCUAAGGGACAGACUGCCUGUCUUUACAGCACUUUAGCAUUGAGGUUCUCUGGUGACAUCCUCAAGUUCGCUUUGGGUGAGUUUGAAAUCUGAAAAUGUGAUACAAUUUGAUGUCUAUGGAGCAUUUUCUACCUGCUCAAACCUCCAGUCACAUUUGUAAUCUUACUAUAUUAAAAAUGCAGUACUAUUGUA
Paramormyrops kingsleyae is the source of this 3548-nucleotide messenger RNA. RefSeq names its product ribonucleoprotein PTB-binding 2-like. Lineage: Eukaryota; Metazoa; Chordata; Actinopteri; Osteoglossiformes; Mormyridae. The record is from RefSeq and is a predicted model, not a curated record. Gene Ontology annotation, cellular component: nucleus. Gene Ontology annotation, molecular function: mRNA binding.